AUGUCCGGCCAGUUCACCGAGCACCAGCUGCGCGACGGAGUCGUCCUGCCGCACGUACUCAACAAAGCUCCCAAAGGCACCAAAGCUCACGUCCUCAACCUCGGCUACCUCCAAGCCGAUGCCGGAUGGUUCAAACGUGGCGCCAACCAGUCUCUCAUGAGCAACCCCAAGGGACCCGAGACUCCCGAACGACGCGACCUCAUCGUCUACGCCGUUUUGAUCGAACAUCCUACCGAGGGUCUGAUCCUGUGGGAGACCGGGUGUGGAAAGGACUAUCCCACGGUGUGGGGUGCUCCCCUGAACGACAUUUUCGCGCGUUCCAGGUACGACGAGGUGCACGAACUGGAAGCGGCCAUCGCCAAAACGGGAAACAACAUCAAAGACAUCAAGCAGGUCAUCAUCGGACACCUGCACCUCGACCACGCCGGAGGUCUCGAGAACUUCCGAAAGACCGACAUCCCCAUCUGGGUCCACGAACGUGAACUCAAAUCCGCCUUCUUCAGCUGUGCCACCGGCGCAGACCGUGGCGUCUACCUCCCGCACUACCUCUCCAUCGACGAACUCAACUGGAAGUGCUUCGACGACAGAACCAUCGACUUUGCUCAAGGCAUCACUCUCCACCACCUGCCCGGUCACACAGACGGCCUCAUCGGCAUGCAGCUCAACCUGGAGAACGACGGCACCUUCUUCUUCGUCAGCGAUCACGCUCACAUCAUGGACAACUACAAACCAGGUAUCCCCCAGGGUUGGCUGGCUAGAGAUCAUCCGGCGUGGUUCAACUCGAACCAGAGGCUGCAGAGGAUGGAGAAGACGACCGGCGGCCUGGUGAUUCCGGGACACGAUCUGGAGGCCGUCGAGCCGCUGUUGGGUCGUGUCCUUUCUUGA
Messenger RNA from Pseudozyma hubeiensis SY62, 885 nucleotides. RefSeq names its product metallo-beta-lactamase super. Bases 1 to 885 code for a protein of 294 amino acids. Lineage: Eukaryota; Fungi; Basidiomycota; Ustilaginomycetes; Ustilaginales; Ustilaginaceae. The transcript has a single exon. The record is from RefSeq and is a predicted model, not a curated record.